Vitis vinifera (wine grape) is the source of this 2063-nucleotide messenger RNA. RefSeq names its product NAC domain-containing protein 83. Lineage: Eukaryota; Viridiplantae; Streptophyta; Magnoliopsida; Vitales; Vitaceae. The transcript has 3 exons. Bases 967 to 1722 code for a protein of 251 amino acids. The record is from RefSeq and is a predicted model, not a curated record. Gene Ontology annotation, biological process: regulation of DNA-templated transcription. Gene Ontology annotation, molecular function: DNA binding.
AAAAAAGAUGGUUGAAUUAGAAUGAGUAUAAGGGAGGAAACCAACUGUUGAGUGGGAACAGCAAGUAAUCUGAAGGACCCUCGUGACCGUUUUCUGGCAGCGCAGCAUAGAGGCAAAAAUAUUUCUGUUCCCUCAUGCUCAGCAUCCACAAAAAAGGAAAAAAGGAAAACCAAAAAAAAAAAAAAAAAGAAAAACCCUAGGGGUAAUCAUGUACUUUCACAUCUCAAUUAAGGCACUUUGUGCCCUCCAGCUGUGAGCAUGACAUAAGGUGACUUCACCCUUACGAGACUGCGAGGGUGGCAAUUUUCUUCGAAAUGACUAAAACACCCUUCAUUAGGAUCCUUGAUGACAGAAUCGCCCAUCCCACCGUCCACAAAUUAGACCACAUCGCGAUUUUAUUGGGUACGCACGGUGAGGGAAGAAAGGGUGUUUUGGUCAUUUUACAAACCCGACAGGGGAUUCGAAGGUCCUUUUAGCAGCUUCGGUUAUUCCCACACACAAAGGUCGAACACAACUAAGAAACGUUAACUAUUUGGAAAGCGGCCGUAAUUAAUUAAUCUCUCUAAACCUUUUGUUAAAAUCAUGAUCCGAGGAGAAAAUUUGGAAAAGAAGGAAAAGAAAAAAAAGAAAGAGUUUGAGUCUUGUUUACGCCAAAGGGGUCGUCGUAUUCUAUUCUCCUCCUCUGCGAGACCUUGUCUCGCCGCACCAUUUAUAUAAAGAACCCGCACUUUAUCUCUCAACCCACACCCCACCUUCGCCUUUUCUUUUCUUUCUUUCUUUCUUUACACCAGUCCCCUCCCUUCCUUUUUCCUCCCUCUCUUUUCUUAUUCUCUUACUUUGCUGGAUUAUAAGUACUACCACAUAUGUCUUCCUUCGAAUUGGACCUCAAUCAGUUAUCAUUUCUCAACUAGUCUCUUCUUCUUCUCCUUCAGCUUCAGCUCUAGAGUUGAUAGGAUUUUUUUAGCGAUGGAGAAGCUCAAUUUUGUGAAGAAUGGCGUCCUCAGAUUGCCUCCUGGCUUCCGCUUCCAUCCUACUGAUGAAGAGCUGGUGGUGCAGUACUUGAAGCGCAAGGCCUAUUCUUGCCCCCUGCCCGCCUCCAUCAUCCCUGAGGUCGAUGUCUGCAAGGCUGAUCCUUGGGAUUUGCCAGGUGAUUUGGAGCAGGAGAGGUACUUCUUCAGCACCAGGGAGGCCAAGUACCCGAAUGGAAACCGGUCGAAUAGAGCCACGGUUUCGGGUUACUGGAAGGCAACUGGAAUUGACAAGCAAAUUGUAGCUUCCAAGGGGAACCAGGUUGUGGGGAUGAAGAAAACUUUGGUUUUUUAUAGAGGAAAGCCUCCACAUGGGUCGAGAACCGAUUGGAUCAUGCACGAAUACCGGCUUGUUGGUGCUGAAACCACCCCACAGAGAAAGAGCUCGACAACUCAGAGCUCAAUGGCGCAAGCGGAGAACUGGGUGUUGUGCCGCAUAUUCCUGAAGAAACGGGGCACGAAAAAUGAUGAGGAGAUGAUGCAAACCAACAAUGAGAACCGGGUGGUUCAGAAGUUGAGGAGCAGCAGGCCUGUUUUCUAUGAUUUCUUGACAAGGGGCAGGGAUGAUACUAAUCUUGCUUCUUCCAAUUCUUCGGGUUCAAGUGGGAUCACAGAGGUGUCGAAUACCGAAUCAGAAGAACACGAAGAAAGCAGUAGUUGCAAUAGUUUCUCGCCUUUCAGAAGAAAACCAUAACCAUAUAUAUACUCACUCUCCCCUUUCAGUAAUGCCUGCUGUAUCAGUAACUGGGUUUCUGGAAAGAAAAAAGAAGAAAAAAACACCCAAGAUUAAAAUAACCAUCUAAGAAUUCUCAUGUUCAGCCACUUCUUUUCCGGAGUCUCGUCUGUAAUCAAUGAUCAUCACUUCAUAGAGAGGUUUAAAAAAGGAAAAAAAAAUAAAAAAAUUUCGGCAUCAUCAACUGUCAAUUACUAGUAAUUUUGAGAGCAGGGGUGUUGGCAGACGGUAUAGUUUAUGCUAUGUAAUCAAUCAUCCCCAAAGUUUCAAAAUUAGUGAUGAUCAUCUCUCCUUUUUCUCUC